Messenger RNA from Epinephelus moara (kelp grouper), 1051 nucleotides. RefSeq names its product type-2 ice-structuring protein-like. Gene Ontology annotation, molecular function: signaling receptor activity. The record is from RefSeq and is a predicted model, not a curated record. NCBI's taxonomy places the organism in Eukaryota, Metazoa, Chordata, Actinopteri, Perciformes, Serranidae. The coding region runs from base 185 to 826 and encodes 213 amino acids. The transcript is spliced from 10 exons.
ACCAACACUGGGAAGGACGAAGAUAAGAUCAUCCUGCAGCAGUUUUUCAGACACAUCCUUCGAAAAAUACCAGGCAGGCAACAGAAGAGCCUCAGUUCACAGGAAGGCUGAAGCUGCCGCCAUUCAGAGGGUCAGAGGGAAAUUAAUUCUGCAGCAGAUUAUCACCUUUAACAUCAUCACCACCAUGAAGAUGCUGACUGUGUCUGCACUUCUUUGUGCAUUGCUGGUUCUGACCAGAGCUACUUCUCCUGCAGAAGGAGAGAAUGACACUGAGACAGAGAAGCCUACUGAAUCAGCUCCAGCACCAUCAGAGGAGGGACCUGGGGCAGAGGACCUGCAUGUAAGUACGGUACCUCCAACUGCUGUUCCAACAGCAAUAUACGAUGACUUUGGCUUUCAUCACUUUGGCUUCAGCUGUCCUGGUGGUUGGACAAUGUUCGAUGCUCAUUGUCUCCUCUACGUUCCAGAAAACAUGACUUGGGCUGAUGCUGAGCAAAACUGCCAGUCAGGCAAUGGAAACUUCAAUGCAUUUGGAAGCCUCGUAUCUGUAUUUCAAGAGUAUUACUUUGAUGACAUUCAAGAGGUGAUGCAGAAGGCUGGUCACAAGUCUGGACAAGUCUGGGUUGGAGGCUCCAAAGCACCAGGGGAUUCUUCUUGGUCCUGGAGUGAUCAUAUGUCUCCCAACAUAUUUCCCAACUGGUGCUCUGGAGAACCUUCCAAGGAAAACUGUCUGAAAAUAAAUUUUGAAGAGAAUGCGUCUGGAUGCUUGGAGGGCUCGCCAUGUGAUGCUGAGCUCCCAUCUGUCUGCGGCAUAAUCCUCAUGUGAUUCCUGAGCUGACAGAGAGCCACAAUCCAUCUGUGAAAGCACAAACAUGUGUCAUUGUGCCAUCAGUGGCCUAUUUAACUUGUGGGAUAUAUCUAUCUAAUGUUACAUCUUUGUUUCUUCUCUAUCGCUGUAACGCUACUAAGUUACAAGUGAAAUAAACAGGGGCUGGAUUUUCUCUUAGGUCUUAAUGCUUUUAGCACAGCUGUAUUCUGCAGAGUGAACUGU